AUGAGGGAGUUAAAUACCAAGUUGUCAUAUGAUUCUCAUUUGAUCAACAAUGACGACAAGUUUUGUGACCGUCAUUCAAAGAUUCACUUCAAAUGGCCUUUAAUUCGUCAUAAAUCUGAAGAUAUUAGUUCUUCAGGUUCUUUCGUUCAACCUGGGUACAAAUUCAGUUAUGAAACGGACUGUAAUGUUAAACAAAUCGAAUUUACAAAGCCGUCAGAUUUAAUCCGUCUCAAUGGUCUAGACGGUCAGACACAAACAUUCAAUUUUAGUACAGCUUUUAAUUUUUCCCAAACCAAGUCUGUCGAUCAAGAUACUAGUAAUAACUACAAAACAAUUUUCACCUACUCGGAUCCUGUUACAAAUAUUAUAGAUUGUCAAUUAGACAUUUUUGAUUUUAUGGAUACUGGAUAUUCCAAAAAUGUGAACAAUCGAUUACAUUAUUCAUUCCUUGUCCUAUCAGCUUUAUUAUUAAUUGUAUUCUUUCCAUUCUUGUGUUGGUUUUAUGUGAAGCAUCUUACGAAAAGUGAACGAAUCAUUGUAUUUCGACUUGGGAAACGACUGAAAUCUAAAGGACCUGGUUGGGUAUUUCUGUUGCCUAUAUGUGAUCGUUACCACUUAAUUACUCUCGAUGAUCAACUGGUGAAAAUUAAACCUGUAUCUGGUGGUACAAAAGAUGAAGCUGUUGUGGAAGUGACAUGUUCUAUAGUAUUUUAUUUAUUAGAAUCAGAUUAUGCAUUUAGUAUAACUAAUAAAAGCCCUUUAGAUAUUGUUACUACACAAACUCAAUUAUGUUUAUUAUCAGCAUUAACUCAUCUAGAAUGGUACUAUUUAGAACAAGGUAAUGCGAAAAUCGACUUGGCUAAUGAAACGAAAGGCACAUUAAAUUCUCGUUGUGGCCCAUAUGGUAUUCAUGUGAAAGAAGUUACUAUUGAUGGUUUAGUUCUACUCCGUCCGCCACCAUCUCAUAAUUCCAAGUCAAAUAUUGAACUGGUUACUAAACAUUUGCAUCAAUUAUCAUGUGUAUUGCUGAAUAGUCGAGGAGAUAAACCGCUAAUAAAACCACCUACUAGUCAAUCCACAGUAGAACAACAAAUAAUCAAUUUGUCUAGUGGUUCCGAACAAACUAAAUCAACCUCAUUGUCAUGUGAUACCACCAACAUAAUACCAGACCCAAAAAUAACAACAAUAACUAAUGAAUCUAGUUCGGUUGAAACUACACCACUAAUAAAUAAAGUACAAAAACAGUAUAGUUUUAAGUCGUUAAAUACUCUGUCACAAUUACGUAUUUCACAUAAUUACCCUGCUUUGUCGAAAGCAAUAACACGUGCUCAAGGUCUGCUUAAUAGUGAUAUUGCUUGUCAAGCUCUUGAAUGUUCAUCAUUACAAUUAGUUAUAUCAAUGGAGAAUAAAUUUGUCAAAGAUCAUUUACCAUCAUUGAAUUCAGUGGAAAAUCAAAAUUUUAUUCUACUUUAUUUGGAUGCUAGUACUGGAACUGUUGGUUCAGGUUGUCUACCAGUUGAUAAACAACCAGCAAAUGUUACACUUUUCAUACAUAUUGACGAUUUAACCGAUGUGGUAGAAGGUCGUUUAGAUGUAUUAAACGCAAUAAAAUCUGAUAAAGCUUUCAUGACCGGUUCAUUAUCAGUGUUAUCGAAAAUGCGUCAUUUACUUUAUCUCCCUCCAAUUUGA
Molecule: messenger RNA, 1689 nt
Organism: Schistosoma rodhaini
Lineage: Eukaryota; Metazoa; Platyhelminthes; Trematoda; Strigeidida; Schistosomatidae
Source: the annotation of a GenBank genome assembly